Molecule: messenger RNA, 864 nt
Organism: Exophiala bonariae
Lineage: Eukaryota; Fungi; Ascomycota; Eurotiomycetes; Chaetothyriales; Herpotrichiellaceae
Exons: 2
Coding region: 1-864 (287 amino acids)
Source: RefSeq, a predicted model, not a curated record
AUGAGUGCCUACGACACUAACACGCCGUACGCUGUGAUAGAUGGAUAUUCGGACUUGGAAGUCACCCCGCAUGCGAAGACGAAGGUGGCAGCUCCAGAUUAUGCUCCACAGAACACUGCAAACAAUCCUGCGAAUUUCUAUGCUGGCGGUACGCCAGAGAAGGGUCAACCUAGAGGAUUCAACCGUGGGUCGUGGAUAUUCGUCGUCAUCGUCGCUCUUGUCAGUGCACUUAUUAUUGGUGGGGCUGUCGGAGGGGGGCUGGGUGCAUCACUUGCAAGCUGCGAGAGUGAGAAGAAGCUUCUCCAAGUACAAGGACUAUCUACUUCCUCCGGUUCUUCCUCUGUUGCUUCCGCCAACCAGUUGACAGUACAAGUCCCAACAGCAACAGCAACAUCAACAGAUGCAAAGGCAACAACCGGCCUCCUUGCAAAUUACGCAGUCCUACCCGCCGUCAAUGUGUACAAUGUCUCGAUAGAUUGUGCAGAGGUCGCCAAAAAACCAAUAACGACACUUUUCAAUCCAAUAGCCAACCAGAUUUACGAUGUACACUGUGGUGUCGACUUUGCAAACGUUGCGGGAAAGGAUAGUCAGGGGAAUGAAAUUCCCACUCGUGACCUGAUGGGGAUCAUCUCGUACGAUCUAGGGACCUGCAUUGAAGCAUGCUCCUCCAUCAAUCGGUUCAACGACCAGAACAAAGUCGACGCGACGCGGAACUGUCGGUCUGUAACAUUUGUCACGAGAAUGCACGAAUCUCUGUCUUCACAGGAAGCGAACUGUUUUAUCAAGAAUGGCACUCCGGCUGAUAUCAAGACUGUGACCGACCCUAGCGCGUUCUUCAUUCUCAGUGCUGCGCUUCAAGGAUGA